GACCCUGGAGAGGCCGCGGCGGGGACCCCGCGCAGCCCCCCCCGCCUCACACCGUGUGCCCGGGCCUAGCUGCCAUGUCGGACGAACGGCGGCCGCGGGCAGCAGCCUCGGUGGCGGUGGAGGACAGGCUCCUGCUGCUGCAGAGCCAAGCACUGGAAGAGGAGGAGGCGGCCAAGAUGAAGGGAGAGAUGCUCAGCCGGUUCCUGAAGGACAAGCUGGCCAAGGAGGAGCGCAGCAGCACCCUGAACCUCCACAAGCUCAGCGCGCAGUGGCGGGCGGUGCUGCGGCAGACCAAGGACGAGGAGCUUCGCCGGGAUGUCGAGAUCCUCAGCCAGACCUUCGCCCGGGUGAUGGACGGCAAGGACAGUGUCAUCGAGUCCCUGGUCACAGACCUGGAGGAGGCGGAAGAGCAGCACGCCCGGGCUCUGCGCAGCCACCUGCACAACGUCGACCGGCUGCUGCAGCUCCAGCGCUGCCGCCUGACAUGCCUGGAGGAGGGGUACAACGCCCAGCUUCAGGCCCUGCAGACAGAGUUUGAGGCCGAGAGGAGGACCAUCCUUGAGCAGCACGAGCGUGAAAGCUGCUACCUGCAGGCCGUGACGCUGGCCACCGAGCAGAAUUACGCCAAGAACAACCACGAGGCCACGCUGAAUUUCGAGAGCACCCGGGACGACAUCAAAAACAAGAGCUUGCAGGAGAAGCAGUACAGCCGCAUGCAGUUGGACGGGAAGGUGGAAGUGCUCUGGGAGCAGUUCCAGCGCGCCAUGCAGAGCUACGCGGAGGCCACCAAGCACCAGAAGAUCGCUUUCGAGGCGCUGAAGCAGAAGGACGAGAAGAGCUCCAGGGAGAUCGAGAUGCAGGCGAAGAAGCUGCAAAAGCUCCAGGACUUGGUCGCAGCCACCAAGGGCCGGAUCACGGCUCACCUCCGGGAGAGCGAGGAGCGGAACCGGCACAUGCGGGAGGAGAAGGAAAAGGUCCUUGGGCAGCUCCAGGAGCUCAAGAGCAAGAUGAACCAGGCCAGGAUUAAGGCCCACGGCAGCCUGGCCCAGCUCACCAUGCAGACCAGCGCUGCCCUGAGGGUGCUGGUGCGGGUGGUGGAGAAGGCCCAGCGCAUCUUGCGACUGGCUGAGAUGUGCCGCAGGCUGGAGACGGAGGAGGAAAAAGUGCUGCCCUUCUACCUUUCCUCGCUUGCGGAGGGCGAGCAGCGAGACGCCCGGCAAGUCCUCGAGGAGACGCCCGCGGAGCCCCUGGCCCGGGCCAUGCGGGACUACGUGGGGCUGGAGCGGUUCUGGCAGCGGUUCAACAAGGCGAAGCUGGAGGAGCAGGCGCUGGAGCGGGAGCGGGCAGCCCUGAGCCAGAGGAACCGGCGCCUGCGGGAGCUGCUCAGGCAGUACCUGGCGGGGAUCUCCGUCAACUCGGAGGUGCUCAGCGAGCCCAACCCGCUCCUCGCCGUCGAGCGCAAAAGCUGCGUCCCCAGGGACUGGCCCCGUGCCCGCGGGGGACAUGCAUAAGGUGUUCAGGGUGCUGCACUCCCCCUCCGACACCCUUUUGGGAGGGGACACCCGCUGAGAACCCCCCCUGUGCUUUUUCUUGUUUCUUCCCAGUGGCCCCCCCAAGCAGACCAGGGCCCCUCAUGCCGCAGUGCUCCCUCUGCAUUAACGACGUCUCGUGCUACUUCUUGCUGCCCGGCAGUGCCAUAAGAGCUAAACUGCACCCAAAA
Tyto alba (common barn owl) is the source of this 1720-nucleotide messenger RNA. It is a transcript of the gene CCDC65, whose product is annotated as coiled-coil domain containing 65. The transcript has 8 exons. Gene Ontology annotation, cellular component: axoneme; axonemal dynein complex. Gene Ontology annotation, biological process: axonemal dynein complex assembly; regulation of cilium movement; cilium-dependent cell motility. The record is from RefSeq and is a predicted model, not a curated record. The coding region runs from base 75 to 1511 and encodes 478 amino acids. NCBI's taxonomy places the organism in Eukaryota, Metazoa, Chordata, Aves, Strigiformes, Tytonidae.